AUGGCAGAACAAAUUCGAGUUGUUACUCUCAACUGCUGGGGCUUGAAAUAUGUCUCUAAAGACCGGCACGAACGAGUUACCGCAAUAGCUAAUGCACUCGCUCGCUCGGAUUACGACAUUAUUGCUCUCCAAGAAAUCUGGGUCGAGGCAGACUACAACGAAAUUCGGCAAAGCGUCGUCUCUCGCUUGCCCUACACGAAGCUUUUUCAUAGUGGUGCUCUUGGUGCCGGACUUGCUAUCCUUACAAAAUGGCCCAUCAUUGCUACCAGCAUGACACCAUACUCUCUUGUUGGCGAACCCACAGAUGUCUUCGGGGGAGACUGGUUCGUGGGAAAGGGUGUCGGGAGCGUAACGAUCAUGCAUCCUGUUCUUGGACAGGUCCAACUUUUUGUCACGCAUUUCUGCGCAAACGGCGGAGAAUCAGGUCCUGAGUACAAUAGGACCUAUCGCCUGGUAAAUUCUUGGGAGUUUGCUAAAGUUACACGGCAAGCCGCUGAACUGGGGCGGUAUGUUAUCGCCAUGGGUGAUUUUAAUAGCAUCCCAACAAGCCUCCCCAUGAAUGUCGUCCUGAACCACGCCGGACUGGUUGACUCGUGGGCGACUUCACAUGCACACAUACCCGCGCCCUCUGGGAUGUUAUCUCCCAUAGAGGGCGUCGUCAACUAUGGUGUCACGGCUGACUCACCUCUCAAUUCUUAUCGCGACUCAGAGCCCUCUGGUGACCCAAUUGUUCGCAAAUAUCAAGGGAAGCGCCUUGAUUAUAUCUUAUUCCGGCAUCCCAACCCCAACGGAUCCAACGACCACAUUCCCCGAUUAACCUGCCGAGAUAGUCAGGUUGUCUUCACCGAUUCCAUUCCCGGCAACUCAUGCUCCUAUUCUGAUCACUUUGGUGUCGAGGCGACCCUAGCCAUCGACACGCAGGCGGAGGUUAAACAAGAUGAUACGGCGUCAUUGAAGGAUACCUCGGCAAUGUGGUUCGACUCCCCCUCUGAACUCUCUAUGAAUACCAUAACCGAGGUGGUGAGCGCCUUCAACACAUCCUAUAGGAUGUCGCAAGAUCGUUCUCGCAAGGAAUUGACUAUCUUUGGAACGAGCAUCUUGACGUUGAUUGGUCUCAUCAUUGGAUCCGCAUGGGUUGUUGUUCCCUGGCUCAACCCAAUUUUUGUCCUUCUUGUCAUUUACUUAUCGUGGCAGGCUACGACCAAACUUUACGAAGGCUUCAUCUUUGGGAACUGGGAGAGGAAAGCUUUACAGAAUGUUAUAGAAGAGCUUGAGCUUUACAAGCAGAUCCUGGCAUCACAGACGCCACACGACUGGUAG
Suillus bovinus is the source of this 1320-nucleotide messenger RNA. Its product is annotated as Endonuclease/exonuclease/phosphatase. Gene Ontology annotation, molecular function: sphingomyelin phosphodiesterase activity. Lineage: Eukaryota; Fungi; Basidiomycota; Agaricomycetes; Boletales; Suillaceae. The transcript has 5 exons. Gene Ontology annotation, cellular component: cytoplasm. The record is from RefSeq and is a predicted model, not a curated record. Bases 1 to 1320 code for a protein of 439 amino acids.